Messenger RNA from Protopterus annectens (West African lungfish), 1491 nucleotides. It is a transcript of the gene MORF4L1, whose product is annotated as mortality factor 4 like 1. The record is from RefSeq and is a predicted model, not a curated record. NCBI's taxonomy places the organism in Eukaryota, Metazoa, Chordata, Ceratodontiformes, Protopteridae. Gene Ontology annotation, biological process: regulation of DNA-templated transcription; chromatin organization. Gene Ontology annotation, cellular component: NuA4 histone acetyltransferase complex; nucleus.
AUUAACUGGAAAAGACCAACUAAACACACCUGUCCAGUUUUCAUGGAUGGACCUGGAAACUUUGAAUCUGGUUAAGUGACUUGCUCGGAGUCCCAGAAUAUACAAGUGGAGGACAUGGGAAUGCAGUCCAGUGUGUAAAGGUGGCCUUAAAAGACAAGCAAAUCCGAUACUUCAUUCAUUACAGUGGAUGGAAUAAAAACUGGGAUGAAUGGGUUCCAGAAAGCAGAGUACUCAAAUAUGUGGAUACUAACUUGCAGAAGCAAAAGGAACUUCAGAAGGCUAAUCAGGACCAGUAUGCAGAAGGGAAGAUGAGGGGUGCAGCACCAACAAAGAAGACAUCUGCUGUACAGCAGAAGAGUAUUGACGUGAAAACGAAAAAGAAUAAACAGAAACCUGUUUUUUCUACCUGCCAAAAAGAAUGUUGAUUCCAUUUUGGAGGAUUACGCAACUUACAAAAAAUCCCGAGGAAACAGUGACAACAAAGAAUAUGCUGUAAAUGAAGUUGUCGCAGGAAUAAAGGAGUACUUUAAUGUCAUGUUAGGCACUCAGUUACUCUACAAAUUUGAAAGGCCACAGUAUGCUGAAAUUUUAGCAGAUCAUCCAGAUGCUCCCAUGUCACAAAUCUAUGGAGCGCCACAUCUGCUGAGGCUGUUUGUGCGGCUUGGUUCCAUGUUGGCCUACACGCCUCUUGAUGAGAAGAGCAUGGUAUUACUACUGAAUUACUUACAUGACUUCUUAAAAUAUUUAGCAAAGAAUUCGACCACCCUGUUCAGUGCCGGUGACUAUGAAGUUGCACCACCAGAGUAUCAUCGCAAGGCUGUAUGACCUGUACUCUUCAAGUCGGCCGCACUUUUUGCGGCUGUUAUUUUCAGUGAAAAUAUUUUAGUAUUUGAAACCUUCAUUACUAUGUAAGCUACAUUGUUAAAUAUAUGAUUAAAUGGAGAUGAGUAAUUUUGUUUUCGGACUGAACCGUGUAUAGUAUAUUAACAGUUGAGGGUCAAAAAUGUUAUGUAUUUCAUACUAUUUAGAAAAAGAAGAGUGCAAAAUUACAUUAUAAAUCAGUUCAUUGAUCUGAUCCACACUCACAUGACUUGAGGCCAUAAAAAUAUUUUCAAGGUUUGAUGGAUGUUGCAUGAAUUAUUAACUUUUGUUUCAGUACAGUAUGAUUGAUGCUGUUCAACUGAGCUCAGUUAUUCCAUAAACCAAUGCACAUUGAUGUAGAGCCAGUUGUUAAAUUGUAUUUCACAAAGUAAGAGAGAGAGAGUCUUGUUGUUAAUAUGAACUUCAUACAGUGCUCUUGUUCCCUUGGUUUCUGCAAUGUGCAGACUUUGUAGCAGCUGCCAUUUUGAUGUCAUUCUGUGAUGUUUUUCUUUUUGUAAUAUUAAAAUGUUUAUGAUUAUACCAGCAUGUAUUCUAAAGUUUUGUAAUAUUACAUGCAUGAAUAAGGAACAUUUUGAUAUGUAACAUUUUAAUAAAGGAAGAUUCGGAAUA